Molecule: messenger RNA, 1950 nt
Organism: Trichobilharzia regenti
Lineage: Eukaryota; Metazoa; Platyhelminthes; Trematoda; Strigeidida; Schistosomatidae
Source: the annotation of a GenBank genome assembly
AUGGAUACUAUUGAUAGUUAUCUUGGCGAUUUUCUGGAAAAUGAUGAUGAGGAUCAGGAGAAUAAUAGCAAAUUACAAAACAUGAGAUCUGGUGUAAUAUUUCUUGUUGAUUGUACACCUACAAUGCUUGGAUUAACGAAUAAUAAUGAUAAUAAUAGUUCAAUAAAUUCAUCUGGAACAACCACGUCGACACCAACGACGAUGACAACAGAAAGCGGAUUUAAUUUAAGUUUGUUAUGCUGUCAAACAUUUCAACAAAAUAAAGCCCUUCAUAGUCCAUUUGAUAUGAUUGGUUUAGUAUUAAUGCGUACUAAUGAAUCAUCACCUGAUAUGAAAAACAUUAUGGUCUUACAGCCUUUAGGUCUAGCUGAUGCUACGCGUAUAUUAGAGAUUGAACGAAUAAGACAGUUGAAACCAGAAGAAUUAGAAAAACGUUUUGGUACAAUCGUCGGUCAGACUAAUAAUACCACUACAGCCUUUCCUUUACAUGAGGCAUUAUGGGCAUGUCAAAAUUUAUUCAUCACAUGUUCAAAAUCAUUUGGUAUUAAGCAUAUCUUUCUGUUUACUGAUGAUCCUGAUCCAGUGAAUAGAAAUGUUAAUCUUAAAAGAAGAGCAAUCGCUAAAAUGGCAGAUAUGAGACAAUAUGGUAUAGAACUUGAGGUUAUUCCAAUCAAAUUAGAAAAGUCACAAUUUCAAUAUGAAUUAUUCUAUGAUGAGCUUCUAGAAGAUGAAAUGUCGCUUACGGAUCUGAAUAAAUCACGUUAUCGUCCUGAUCCAACUGAACGUCUUGAUGAAUUAUUAAGUCGUGUUAAUUGUCAUGAAUUACGUCGAUCACGUGUAUGCCGUUUACCGUUUCAUCUUGGACCAUCGUCAGAAUUGGCUUUAGGUGUUUCCGUUUACUGUUUAAUUCGUCCAGUACACUUGCCUACUCCAGCAUGGCUUUCAUCUACUGACAAUAAACCAAUUACAGUAAGAAGGCAAUAUUACAAGGUCAUAGAUCCAUAUGGUUCAUAUGAUCCAGUGAAAGAUGCAGUGAUCGCUGAUCAUGAUCUAGUUCGUGGUAUUAAACUUGAUGGUCGUUAUGUCUGCUUUGAUAAAGAUGAAAUUAAUGAAGCAAUGAAAAAUAUUGCACCGGUUGGUAUCCACCUGUUAGGUUUUAUAUCAAUGAAAUUUUUAAAACGUUUCUAUUAUAUUCGUCCAGCACAAUUUAUUUACCCUGAUGAAGCGUCGAUACACGGAAGUUGUUUAUGGUUUACAGCUCUGUUAAAUCGUUGUCUAAAUCGUAAACUUUUAGCUAUAGCUAUAUAUGUUCAAAGAAGGGGACAAUUUCCACGUCUUAUUGCACUUUAUCCUCAAGCUGAAGAGGUAAAUGAAGUUAAUAUUCAGACUAUGCCACCUGGAUUUCAUAUUAUAUUUUUACCCUAUGCCGAUGAUUUCCGUGAUAUUGACAUUCCAUCUGGGGAAAUAGCCAAUGAAUCUCAAGUGGAUAUUGCUAAGGCAAUGAUACGUAAAUUAAUGGUACCAUUUAGUCCUGGACAAAUUGAAAAUCCCUUGCUACAACGUUAUUAUUCUCUACUUGAAGCGUUAGCGUUUAGUAGAGAAUCUCAAUCUGAAAUUAUUGAUCAUACAUUGCCUAAAAUUGGAGCUAUGAAAAGAAGAGCCAGUGUAGAAAUUGAAGCCUUCAGACAAUGUUUCAACUUGGAGGCAGCGAACUCAUCAAAGAAGACUUACUCUUCACAAUCAACUGACGGUAAUAGUAGUCAAACUGUAAAACCAUUUCUAUCUGAAGAUGAACUCAAAGCAGCUGUACAACUUGGUCAAUUAAAUAAGUAUACAGUGACAGUUUUACGUGAUACAAUCAAAUCACUUGAUCUUAAAAUAUCAACAACAAUAACUGGUCGAAGUAAAAAAUCUGAUAUUAUACAACAAAUAAUGAAUCAUUUUAAAUGA